This is a messenger RNA of Uranotaenia lowii, 12391 nucleotides long. It is a transcript of the gene Oamb, whose product is annotated as octopamine receptor Oamb. NCBI's taxonomy places the organism in Eukaryota, Metazoa, Arthropoda, Insecta, Diptera, Culicidae. Bases 3041 to 4843 code for a protein of 600 amino acids. The record is from RefSeq and is a predicted model, not a curated record. Gene Ontology annotation, cellular component: plasma membrane. The transcript has 7 exons. Gene Ontology annotation, molecular function: G protein-coupled acetylcholine receptor activity. Gene Ontology annotation, biological process: adenylate cyclase-activating adrenergic receptor signaling pathway.
ACAGACAGUUCAGUUCAAUUUUGUUCAGUUGCCGCCUGUCGCUCGUACCGUUUGGAUGUUCGCGCGAAACCUUCCUGGAAGGAGCUGCUUCCUCGGUGGAGAUCAGUAGAACUAGUAGUAGCAGCAGCAGUAGUAGUUGGUUGGUUUGGUUAGUGCAGAGUAUAAGAAAAAGCUGGUGCCCCCGGGAAGAGGUAACAACUUCACAUGGGGGAAAAAGUGCAUGUGUGGGCUAUCGAAGGUCCUAGGAUCUAGACUCCGUCGCCAAGUGUCGUGUUGCGUUUUUCCCGCAGCAAGGUUAAAGAUCUGAAGUUCAAUGAUCUGAUUUCUGCAGUCGGUGAAUUGCUCGGGUUAAGGGUGAAAGGAAAUUCGAGUGAGAGAACGAUCUGGUCCUUCGACAACGUCGAGAGGUCAUUCUAUUUCAGUCUACAUCAGGUGCAUCCUUCAAUCGUCGGGGAGCGAAUUUUGAUCGAAGAGUGCGUGGCCACUUGAAAAUCUAGCUGGAUAUUUUGCAUGGCCAACUAUGUGAAAAGUGGUGGCGUGUCAGGUAGUAUCUAGUUCUAGUCGUUCAGCGGUUGCUUCGAUUACCAAACGACAUCCUCCCGACAUAUCAUAGCUCAGAGCCAAGUCGGAGCCAGAGUCAGUGGCUGCCUAAUGUUUGAAAUACAAACCGUUUUUUAAAGUGCUAAACUAAGCAUGAAAUCGGAUUCAUCAUCAACAAAAGGUGUAAACUGUGUGUGUCGUGUGGCUGAAUUGUGUGGAGGGAAAUCUGAUAGCCAGAUGUUCUGCUAAGUUUUGCCAGUUUCAAUAGUAAAUAAAUCUCCUCCGUAGCUUGUGUUGGUGGUUCCCGGAUAGUUUAUUUUUCGUUCCAUUCCCUUACAAUUUAAACCCACUGGGCGAAAUGUUUCAAAGUUGCUCACAGAAAUGAAACGAAAAGUUGUUGAUUAGCUGUCAAUGAAACCGGGUGUGGUUGAGCAAUAAAACAACCGAUAAUAUGCAAUACGGUUACAGGUUCAGAAGCAUUCUUCCCCGCAAGUUUUUUCGUUAGCUUCGUGUAUACAAAACAAGAAUCAGAUAUUGUUGUAUCGAGUCGAGAAAAUGCAACGCUCGUAAAAAUAGUGUGAACCUCAUCCAGCUAAGCCAAGCAUUCAAAUAUCUACUUAGAGAAGCGUUCCACGAGUGAGUGCUAAAACGGCAAUAAACUUUGGAUCACAAAGUGCAUUCUCUUUACCGUCUUUAAAUUAGUAACGUGUGUGCUAAGGUGGAAUGGAAGCCAUCCGAUCGAAAACUAAAGGCAACAGGCAGCAACAACAACAAUCGCUUAGUAGGCCACGAUCGAAAUGUCAUCCCAAAGGUGUUUUCCUCCAUCGUCAACAUCAUCUGUGAAAAACUGUAAAGAACGAGAGGUGAAUGAAAUAGCUUAUCGUCGAAGUAGUGAGCCUCGCUGAAAAGGUGGUUCCAAUAAACAGCAUCCGCCAAGUGUUCAGCAACAACGUUUUUCCACAAAAAUUUAAAUCGACUUUGUGUGCAGCUUUUAGACAGAUUGACAUCGCAGCAGGCAGGCAAUCAAAGUGACCGGCAAAACAACAACAACAGCAUUUGUAGCGAAGUCGACGCGCCGCGUUGGCUUGUUUCAUUCGUGAAAAAUUCAAAUCCGGCCAAAAGUGAGUGAAAGUUGAAACAAAAGUGAAAAGUUUCGUCCUAUCCAACCGGAAGCUUAAAAUCGCGGGGAGUUGAAUUGAGGUCAACGGCUGCUGCUAAUGGGAAGAACAAGAAGGAGCGCGUCAGAGCGGGUCAGUUCCGAUUUCCACCAUCGAGUUUGUGUGAAAUUUCUGCUACGCUAUCAGAACAGUGAAAAGUGAUCAAACGAAGAAGCUAAUCAGAGAAAAAAAUGGCCAACUGAAACAGUCACAGUAGUGAUUUGUGUCGGUAAUAAAAGGAAGAAAGUAAUUAAAAAAUGUAAUACCAGCAGCAGUUGGGUGGUCAUUAAAAGGUCACGGAAAAGCUUGUUUCACCGAAAAAUAAAUAAAGUCUCUAUUAGAAGAAAGAAACAACCCAACAAUAGAACACAGUUCUGUGACAUUGUAUCGAAUGUGAAUCCGAAAUCGCGUAGUGAAGAAGAGGCUGAAUGGCGGCUUCUGCAAGGCAACGCUUGCUGCGCUUUUCUCGCCACCAUUUUAGUAGUCGUCGUAGUAGGCCGGUUAUUAGUUCCCAUGGUUUCCGAAAUUCGUUCCAUGGCGGUAGUGUUUCUUCAUUGGCAGAAGAAGUAAAUCCACUAGGUUUUCCAGUUGUUGUUGUUGUUGGUCGCCAGGAGCGACGGCGACCCGGUCAACGGCGACGACUUUCGGCCCCGCAAAAUGGCUAGAAUCUGCCCUGGAGCCGGAUUUAUCACCAAAGUACGAAUCAGAACACGCACCCGGGCCAGAAUCAGAAGACGCAGAAGAAACUUUCGAACGACGACGAAUAUACAGUGGCAGGUUGUGGUGAGAUUGCUAGGGCGAAUUGAAACGAAGAAGCGUCAUUCGCGAAGAAAAAUUGCAACCAGUGGAAGCCGGAACGUAGAAGAUCGACUGCUGCCUCGGUCAUUGAAUGCUGCGAUCGCAAGUGAUGGUUCCGAACUGAAGCGGCAACAUCGAGCAGCAGCAACCGGUGCCACGUGGAUAAACGACGGCGACGACGACGUUUCGUUAAAGUGUCGGCUUCGAACUACUCCUCCAGUGUUGCCAGCAUCGUAAUUGCAAUAAUCGUUCCAAAAAAGUGUGCAAAGCAGACGGAAACACACAACACAAAAAACAACCAAAACGAAACUAGAGGCAGGAUAAAUUUUACCCGAAAAAAAUACAUAGUAUUAAACCAUAAGUAGCGCUAGUCCCGAUUAGAGUGUACGUGUGGAUAUUCUCGUUAAAACCUACGUGUUAUUCCGCUACUUUUAUCGCUAUUAUUAUCAUCGCGUGUGUAGUUGACAAAUCUAGAAGAGAGAGAGAGAGAUUGUGUGCGUCUGAGAAAGUGAGGGAGCGAAAGUGAGAGCUGAAGGGAAACCAAGAUGAAUGCCACCCAGUGCGAUUCGAUGAUUGCGUCGGUCGAGUGGACUGAACCGCGCAAAAUACUGCUGCUGGCGAUACUUAUCUUCAUCGAUAUCCUGGUCAUCGUCGGCAAUACGCUGGUGGUGGCCGCCGUCACCAGCUCGCACAAGCUCCGGAGUGUAACCAAUUUUUUCAUCGUUAGUCUAGCAGUUGCCGAUCUGUUGGUCGGAAUAGCCGUAUUGCCGUUUUCGGCCACCUGGGAGGUGUUCAAGGUAUGGAUCUUCGGGAACGUCUGGUGCCGCGUGUGGCUCGCCGUCGACGUCUGGAUGUGCACCGCGUCGAUACUGAACCUGUGUGCGAUCUCGCUCGAUCGCUACGUCGCCGUGACGCGUCCCGUCACCUACCCGAGCAUCAUGUCCACCGGGCGGGCCAAGUCGCUCAUCGCCGGGCUGUGGGUGUUGUCCUUUGUGAUCUGCUUCCCGCCGCUGGUCGGGUGGAAGGAGCAGAAAGUGAAAGAGAACCUAUUAUAUCAGUAUGGAAAUCACACGCCAUCGUCAUCGUUACCGGCGUCGGUUUCGACAGUGCCUACUUCGAUGCUGUCAGCCAACGCUUCCCCAUCCUCCUCUUCAUUCUCUAGCAAUCCGUAUUCGUCGUACUCAUCGUCAUCAUCACCUACGCAUUCGUCGCCAUUGUCAGCCUUUGUGUCUUCAUCAUCGUCUUCAUCGUCAACGCCAUGGCCACCAGACGAUGGCGGGUACUCGUCGAUGCCGCCCGGCUUUCUAGACGAUCUGGAGGAACUGGCCGGGGCCGCCGCCGCAUCUCCGCUGCCGGUGUCCUGUCCCUGGACCUGUGAACUGACCAACGACGCAGGCUACGUCGUCUAUUCGGCUCUCGGCUCCUUCUACAUUCCCAUGUUCGUUAUGCUGUUCUUCUACUGGCGCAUCUAUCGGGCGGCCGAGCGCACAACCCGUGCCAUCAAUCAGGGAUUUCGGACCACCAAAGGUGGCAAGAAGAACAACUUCGACGACAGCUUAACGUUGCGGAUGCAUCGGGGCAAGGGCGUCGGAGCGCUGAUGGCGUCGACCAUGCGAACGCACAACAUGCUCAUUGAGGGAGCGGUGCCACCCAAUAACAAUGGAGCGGGAGCAUCAUCCAGUGGCGGAGGCGGCGGUGGAAGUGGAGGAGGUGCCAACCCACAGAUCUCGAUAUCAUGCCCCAGUGGGAACACUUCACAUUUAACCAGUCCGACGGUUUCGCUCAACUCCACCAUGCAGAUCAGCCUGUCGUCAUCGCAGCACAACGGAAGUCAACGGCACGGGUUGCGUGAUUCGCGGCGGAAAUCCGUGUUCAAGGAGGCUCCCGGGGGUAUCUCCCGGGAUUUGUCCCCGAAUUCUUCCAAAAAGUUGGGCAAAAAACACCUCAAGGUGCAGGUCAAACGCUUCCGCAUGGAAACGAAAGCAGCCAAAACGUUAGCCAUCAUAGUAGGCGGGUUCAUCAUCUGCUGGCUGCCGUUCUUCACCAUGUACCUCAUCAGAGCCUUCUGCGAUGACUGCAUCAACGAUACCCUGUUUUCGAUACUCUUCUGGCUGGGCUACUGUAAUUCGGCCGUCAAUCCGUUCAUCUACGCCCUAUUUUCGCGGGACUUUCGGCAGGCGUUCAAACGAAUCAUCAUGCGGUGUUUCUGCUGGAGGCGGUUCAAAAUCAAUCUGCUCAAGAAAUCUUCCACGACCCAGCACACAAACAAUCACAGCUACAGCCCGUCGGCAUUCACUCCGCUGGCCUCGACGCCCCGCACCGAGCUCGAUAGUUCCGUGUUCAGAUGACGGUCGUUUAGUUCGCUGGAACCACCGACGCCACCGACGUCGUUUGCCGGAAGCAGCGGUCCGGGAGGUGGAACCAAACGGAACCCGCUGCUGCGGUCAACUUCGGUGCGAACCACCUCGACCUCAUCGUACAGCGCCAUCAUCGAGUACAAGGAGCUGCCGACGACGGCGAUCUCAACCCGCCACCACCAGCACCAGGGCGGAGGCAGCAGUGGAACGACACGGGUUAUUUCCGAGGAGGAACAAACCAACGAAACCGAUCAGACGGAACCACCGGCUGGUUGUUCCGCCAUAUCGGGAGCCGGAACAAGUGCCAAGUCGACGACGGUAGUACAUGGCAGUGACGGAACCAAGUCGAUUACCAGCGUGUAAUGGUCGCCGCUUGAUGAUGGUUCAAGGAAGGUCGGACGAAUCGACGGCUUGCCGGAAGCAGGUUGACUCACUGAGGAUAUACGGGGUUUGAAAUCGCAAUAACAUUUUAUCCUUUCACCUCGGAAAGAAGCUACCAUCCUAGUCCACUUCCGCCAACCAUUGUAAACUUGAACAGCAAAUUUCUACCAUGGAAGACUCAAUCUGACAGAUCUUGCUAGCAGGGAUUCUGCACAACAAUAUCGUUUUUGAUGGAAAGGCAAGUUUCACGACCCGUCCCGCAAGUCAAAGUUCAUUGGUACCCGCCUGUGUCUGUAAAAGACAGGGUAUGUACAGUGGGGUCUAUGUGAUUUAUCUAUGGGUGGGGACAAUUUUCCCGUAUACGCAUAAUUUUCCCGUAUGUUUGGAAAACGUGCUAGCGGCCUACCAACCCCCACCUCCCCCCCCCAUUCUGAGGGUCUAUGUGGUUUAUCUAUGGGUAGGGACAAUCAAAAACUUUAGUAUUAGUUCGUUGCAUCCAUACAGUUGUUUAUGUACGAUUGUGAGUUAACGCGACGACAUCGCGUAGUCAAGUAUUAUGCGUCCAAAUGUAGUCAUAGAAACUUAUUUGGAGGAAUGUUCGGGACGCAAAUAAAGUUGUUUUUCAAUUAGAACUCAUAGCGUUGCCAUGCUACGCGUCAGGAAGAAAAAGCGUAAAUAGAAGAGUGCUUUGAGCGUGAUUUUUUAAAUAACAUGAAACGUUCCAUUUCGCCGAUGAAUCGCGGCUUUAACAUCAGGGUGCUCAUGAACGUUUGUGACGAAGCAAUCAAUAUAUUGAAAUUUAUAUAUAAAAAUUAUCAAACUCGUGCGAGGGUAAUCUUGUCCCCAGCUAUAGAUAAACCACAUAGCAAUAGGGUGCCAGCCAAUAUCAUGUGGAAUUUCGCAAACCAACCAUAUACAUUUUGUAGGUUAGGCCAAGAAACUGAUCUGUGCAAAAAUCCAGCUCAAUCAGACUUGAUUGAGGGGUGUCUCAAAGCGCUCAAAUUUUCGGUUUUUUGACCCUCAAAGAUUUUGGCCAAAAAUAGACUUUAACAUUUCAAAAAUCACGUAAGGUGGGACCACAGGUAUUAGGAAAAAUCGAAAUUUUAGUUUUGAUGCCAAAUGACUUAAAAAAACAUGAAACGUCGAAAUCUGGCGUUAUCUUGAAAGAAAAAAAAUUUUUAGCCAAAAAUCAACUUUCUGAAACGAAAAUCGGGCGGUUUUCCGAAAAAAAAACCAAUGUCUUAAAAAGUCGAUUUUUGCCAAAAAAAAUGUUUGAGAUAACAUCAGAUCUCGAUGUUGGGGCACGCGAGGGACUUAACGCAACUACUGGUGGUAUUUUCCGAUCUCGGAAUAACCCUUUCCCAACAAUGUCCAUUACGGAGUAGUUCAAGUCUUAUUUCCGCGGCUUCGAUCAUUGGGAAAAUGCGCUAUUCAGAUACUCCCCGAAGGUGGAGCAUCCUACGCACGAACGCGGCGUACCUACGGCAUCCGUUACACAUAAGAUGUUACCUAAUCUUUGUAUCUUAUAACCGUGGGAUCGGACGCACUUAACUCGACAGUCACCCCCCCUCGAUGGGUCAGUCUACUCCGACCGUUUUCCGGUCUUUUUUUGUGCAGAAUUGAGAGCAGCUUUUCCUGGACUUGCUCCGGUCACAGCACACGUUCGAGACAUUGAACGAUACGACUCGGAUGUUUCCCAGAGGUGACGACUCAAGAGGCUCGCCAAGCAUCGAGAGACUCUCUACCCGUAAGCCACCAUCCUACAAGAUCCGCUGCGAAAAAGGUCUCGUCACAUCCCCGCAGAUUCUCCCGUAGGAAGCGACACUGAUCGGAUACUCCGGAUACACGUUCGCGGCCUACCCAUGACCUCCACUACGCAGCAGAUGAUGCCUUAUCUUUGUAGCUUCAAUCAUGGGAUCGGACGCACUCUUUUCAGAUGCUCCCCGGUGAUGUAGUCAUCCUAUACCGCUCGCGAACUGCUGUUACCAAGUACUUCCUCUGUACCACGUUAUCAACCGUUAUGUCAGGUCCACAGGCGGCAAGGCAGCGCUUCGAACCUUAGACAAACGAACUUCUGUUCUGAUGUGUCAUCUGUGUCCCCACAGAUACCUCCUGAAGCAUCCGUGACCUGUUCGGAACUGUGUCAUGUGAAAGUCCACUUCAUCCUGUUUUCGCCCUAGCAAGCUAUUUAUAUACGGAAUCAGACGAUGGGUUUAUCUACCUCUCGCUAAGUUGUCUCACAGCUACCCCAGUUAUUUUUCAAUGUUUUUCAAAACGACAGCAUUAAAAAUACAUAAUAUACUCUAAACUUUUUCUGCUGAAACUUCCUAGCAAAUACUCAAUGGAUAGUUUUCUAUAGCUUUUUUUCGUGACGGGAUUUUGUGUAGGACACUUCUUACUCGUUCAAAUUUCGCUCACGAGCAUCGGAAUUGGGAACGCCCAAAACACUCUAGAACAUCCUGGAAUUCGAUACGAUAAACAGGUACCGUUGACUCUCAUUUUUAAAAAACCUCUUAUGUCUCCAAGUUUCAUCUGUGGGCAUGUGACCUUCAUCCCGUUCAUGACUUCUUUAAGACUCUCCGUUGAAUAGAAAACCAUCCAUAUAAUUUUUUUUUUAUUUUCGUAGUAUUCCGUCUCACGACAUAACUUGACGAACAUAAUUCCUAAAACUCAUUCUGUUCAUGGCAGCCGUUCUCCAAUUUCUCAGACAUCCCACAUUCGCCAGAUCACGCUCUUCUUGGUCUAACCAUCUCGCUCGUUGCGACCCUGCUCGUCUCGUUCCUACAGGAUUCGUAGCAAACACCUGUUUUGCACAGAACAGUCGUCCGGCAUUCCCGCAACAUGUCCUGCCGAGCGUAUCCGGCCUGCCUUAACCACCUUCUGGACACUGGAAUCGCCGUAGAGUCGCGCGAGCUAAUGAUUCAUCCUUCGCCUCCACACUCCAUCCUCCUGCACGCGCCGCCAAAGAUGGUUCUUAACACUAGUCGCUCGAAUACUCCGAGUGUGCGCAGGUCCUUCUCGAGCAAUAUCCAUGUCUCGUGCCCGUAGAGAUCAACCUGUCUAAUGAGCGUCAUAUACAGGUUACACUUCGUGCGAAGGCUAAGUCUUCUCGACCGCAGUUGCUUGUGGAGUCCAUAGUAGGCACGACUUCCGGAAAUUCUGGAAGUUCCGCUGAUAAUUCGCUGCCGGAUCUCGCGGCUGGUGUCAUUGUCUGCGGUCACCAGUGAGCCGAGAUAGGUUCCGUCAGUCUCGAAUCCGCAGACCAGUAUGUACUUCGUCUUGCACGUAUAAAUAAAUCAUCAACCCAAUCCUUCCUGCUUCGCGUUUCAGUUUACGAUAGAUCUCCACCGCCGCAGAUGAUCUGCCGCCUAUAUCAAUGUCAUCGGUUCAUCAAGGUUCAAAAAUACGUUUUUUGAUAACAGCAUGAUUUAAAAACCUUUUUAUCAAUUCGAGAAUUCAGAUAAACGUAUUAAAAAACAAUCACUCGAUGCGUUCACUUUCCGUCUCAAGUACUCUCUCCAGGCGAGAUCGGAAUCGGGAGCAUACCUUCGCAAUAUAAGCCUUUGAUAUUAGACUGAGUCGAUUUGGGGUCAUUUUUAAAUUUCUCAAAUCCUGGAGUCUAAAAAACUUCUUUUUGAUUCAGAACUCAUCUAUGUUUUCUUGCAGAAUUUUUAAAUAACAUUCACAUGAGUAAGUUUGAACUUUUAUGUUGGUAUGAGAAAAUGGUUCCUUCUGUAGAACCGAGCCUGUUAAUGGUUCUUGUGCCAAUUUAUAAAUUCUUUGAAGGAAAUUUUACGCUGAACAACUUUGUCAAAGACUAUAACUUCGGAUCUUAUUAGACAAGCAAGUUUUUUGCUUAUUGACAGGAGAAUGUUUUUUGGCAUUGAAAAACAAAAGAAAACAAUUGACAUCACUGCUAAUACCUCGCAAAGUAUUGCAUGACAAGUAGUCAUGCAAUACCUUGCUAGGCGACCAGCAGUGAUGUCAAUGAAUUUGUUGUUUUUUCAAUGCUGACAUGCCCUCAUUCAACACCUAAUAAUUUAUUUGUCCAAUAAGAUACAAAGUAACAAUCUUCCACAGAGUUGUUAAGCGGAAAAUUUCUUGCAGAAAAUUUAAAAAUUGGCACAAAAACCAUUAACAGGCUCAGUUUCACAGAAGAAACAAAAAUGAUGUUGAUUUGUCAGUACAAAAUAUUCAAUUUUCCCAUAAAAACAUAAAAGUUCAAAUUUACUCAUGUGAACGUUAGUUUAAAAUUCAGCAAAAAAUCAUGGAUGAGUUUUGAACCAAAACGAAGCAUUUCAGACCCCACGAUUUUAGAAUUCCAAAAAAGACCCCAAAUCGACUCAAUCUACUUUGACAUUGAUGAUUCAGAGAUGAAAGCCUUCAGAGAAUCAAAACUUGGGUGAGAGGAUCCAUUUGCCUAUACGCCCAUAUAAAACAGUCGAGCGAGGCCAAAACUUCAUAUUCUCCGUCGGAUCAGGUUUGAUAUCGUUUCAAGGUAUGGCAAGGAGCUCCAUCUUGUUGGAAAACAAUAUUUUCUGGUUCACCGAAGUUCGCUCGAAUUCACGGAAUAAUCUGAUUCUUCAAAAUGUAUUAACUUUUACUCCAGAAUUUAUAAAAACAGGAGGCAUCUUCAAUCCAUUCGAAGCCACCGCUCCAAAUACCAUGAUUCCUUGAAGGGUGAAAUAUACCGAUCCGUACCUGAAUUGGACAUCGGAUCAAUCGAAAAAAGUUUCUUGUCUGAGAACACGACGACCUGCUGCUGCUUUUUCAACUUAUACAGCAAUCGCUUCGAAUGAUCAAGUCCCAGUACUUCAGAAUUUGAGAUAGUCUUUCCCUUAGCCAACCUCCAGAUUGAUCUUAUUGGGUUCGCAUCAUUUUCGUCUUGACCGAUUUUGCUUCUUUUACAGUGCGUGAGGACCGUAGCCUUCCACUAUCUGGCUUUCUAGGACAUGGUCCACUAGAUAGCAUCCUACAGCCGCCGCAACUUCCUUGGGCCUUAAGCAAACUAGUCACAACAUUUUUUGCGUAAAUCUUGUCGAUGUAGCGGAUACUGUUCUUCUGCAUUUUUUACGUUAAUUGACUAAUAAGCUUCGAAAAAAAUCCCUCAAAAAUCGCGUAUCAAACUCUCAAUUUGAAGAGUUGUGCUUGUGAGUAGUUCGAAGUCCAGACUUUUGUACAAGAAACACUGAGUCAAAGAAGCACUUGGUUGCCUACCCUGUAGGCGUUUAUUUAAGCCCCGUACAAUCAUUAGUGAGUCUUCGUCGCGUUCUGGAAAUGAUAAGAAACAAAGCUUUCCAUGUAGAUGAUUGAAAAUAAAAGUCAACAAAAACAAACAAAAGAAAACAGCAGCGUUUCAACUGCAACAGGGUAUUAGCGAUGUAAGCGAUAUUGUAAUGUUAUCCUGUAAGUCAUUUGUCUAAUAAAAAAGAUGAAAAUUGUAGCAUUUAUAAUCACUACUUUCGGUAUGUCAAAAAUCACAAGGGUUACUUGGAUGAUUGGCCGUUCGUUUCCGAAAGGUGGUGGUAAAAAAAAGAAAAUUCGCGAUAGGAAAAUUCAUGUUAAACAUACAAAACACACGAGUGUACAUCUAGUUGUUGAUAGUUUCUAAGGUUGUUGUGUGUUGAUAGAGGGCGGGAGUUUUUCACCAGUGAAAUAAAAAAAAGAUUUGUACAUAAAAGAAAAAGAAAGUAUUUGAAAGCAUUACUCCUCGUUGGUAACAAUCAAUCAUCAAUGUCAAACACUUGAGAUAAGUUAGGUAAGCGCUAAGCAAUGAACUAGGGGAGAGUAAAGAUUUUGAUAAGCGAAUAUGGAAAUGGUAGGAAAAAACGUAUUUAUCUAUCUGCCUAGUAGUGUGAGGGCCAUGUUAGCUCUCUGUGGUCAGUCGAGUGAAAUUUUCAAGAGACCGGUAACAUGAAUCACAAAAAAAGAGACUAACAACCACUGAUAAUCAACUUCGAAGCAUUAAUAGAACAAGCACAGGAUAAUUUAGAAUCUAGCUAAAAGUAAAAACCAAAAUAGCAAGGCAAAGCAAACCAAACAAAAACAACAAACAAAUCAAGUGAGAUUGUAAACAAAUCAAUAAAUAGUGAGCCAUGAAAUUUGUCAGAUAAAAUAAAAAAGGAGGAAAAAAUAAACCAAGAAACAAUAAAGAGAAUAUCUAAACAUAUUAAAGCAAAAAAAAAAGAAGAAAAAAACACAUGAAGUGGAAACCGUAAUACAUGUAUGAAAAGUGCCAUUUUUAUAACGAAGAAAAACAAACAAACAUUGAUACUGAUUGUGAACGAUUGUGUAGUGUGUGAUCUUCGACUGUAGAGUUGAUUUAAGGGGGAUAGUGGAAAAGCAAAUUUGCAAAGUGUACAGACACUCAACAAAAAAAAAGGCAGUAGGUAAUUAAGGCAAGCCCGUUUAACAGUAAUUUCCCGUUAAGUACUAAGCUGUAGAUAACACAGAAACACAACUAUAUUCGUAUUGAGGUGUUUUACAACAAUCGCAAAUAAGAGAUAUUGUGUACUAACAGAGCUGCGACUGAUUAUGAAAAAAACAAAAUUAAAUCUAGUCCAUCGGUCCGUUCCGGGAUGCAAAGAUGGCAAACAACAUUAGAAUAAGAAAACCGAUAUAAAUUUAUAGUUAAGAUCAAAAGCCAGUGCCACACUCAAAGUAGGCCAUACAUACCGUGUGGUGCGUGUUUAUGAAUCUGUCACAAACCAUCUCGCCUACUUUCUUCAUCUUCCACGGAAAGUACGCGUCGAUGUUUUCGAUUUUUGUUUCCCCUGACCAACAGAUACUAGUAAAUGUGUGCAAAAAAACAAACAAAACUACAUAAUCCACCCUAGGCUUAACAAAAAGUAUCAACAACAUUUCCAUUUGAGGUUGAAACUGUAACUAUGGUUACGAUGUGUUUAUCAUAAUCAUUAUUGUUAUCGCUUUUCGGAUAGAGCAUUCCCAACAUUCCACACGACAACAGUGAUGACACAAAAAACGAAAUGUAUUAUUUUUAAACUUUUAUUAUUUUUAAUGAAAAAAUGUAAAAAAAAAGAUUAUCUCCAAAAGAGCGUGUUUCGCAGAACCGAAAAAAGCAAAACUUGAUGUCAAGAUAAAUAAAGAAAAACAGAAACAUGAAGAAAAUAAAAACUAGUUGGCUAAACUGUUGAAUUA